UUGGGUUGUAUGAAUCCAUUAUAUAGCAUUAGCGAAGAGGACGUAAUAAUAUCAUUACAUCAACGUGGAUUCCUUUGGUUAUCAUUCAUUCCAUGUUGGUUUCUUUCACCUGAAUGGAGUCGAUGCACUACGGUUGAAUUCUCAUUUGUGAGCGAUAGUUCGGCUGUAUCGGCGCUAAAGUGUGGGGUCGAUCUUGUAUACCGGCAAAAAUUGGAAUUUACACAUAGAAUGGUACAAUGCAUAACCUCAUACGAUGGUCCUUUCACAUCGUAUGAAAGAUUUCCCUUUUAUAAUCCUGAUCAAUUCAGUGGCAGUGACGGCUCUAGGGGAACUUCUGGUCACUAUUCUUAUGAGCAAUUCUACAAAACUGCCGCCUUGGACCGCUAUAACAAUCGUAGUAUUUUCAAUCAAUGUAUUCUUCAAUGUGAAAUCUCAGAGUGGUUCAGCCAUGACUCGCUACCGUCAGAUUUGUCACCUAAGUUUGACUUUCAUCCAUCCACUUUGUAUAAUUUUUGUUUCCCUCCAAGUAAAAUUCAAGACUGGUUUUGUCAUCCGAAUCAUGGACACUUAGUGACAAUUGACCUACCCUCAAAUUUGUACCACGAUAGUAAUUGGAUGGGACUUGUUCUAUAUGCUUCUUUCUCCAUCAAUGGGGAUCCAAACAUCAUCUUUAGCAAUCUGGCAUCAGGAAAAUCUCACUUCCUAUAUUGUCAAUGCCAAAUGAGUAUGGCUAAUAUCGAUAAUCAAAAAAUUGCUUUCUCCACCAAUAAAGAAGAAAUCACGUGGUUACUUAAUCUAGGUGAAUUCAUUUAGAUAUGCUACGAACCAGGAAAGCCAUUU
This is a messenger RNA of Quercus lobata, 840 nucleotides long. RefSeq lists its product as uncharacterized. The transcript has 3 exons. NCBI's taxonomy places the organism in Eukaryota, Viridiplantae, Streptophyta, Magnoliopsida, Fagales, Fagaceae. Bases 10 to 813 code for a protein of 267 amino acids. The record is from RefSeq and is a predicted model, not a curated record.